ACCGUAUCUGCAGAUUUUAAUCAAAACUAAUUUAGAUUAAUGAGCAAAUCGUGAAUAUUGCUGCCACACGCGACCUCCUUGGGAGCAGAAAUAGAAUUUCGAAUAUUUAAAAUGGCAACAGGUUAUGGCUGGCGUACUGCCAGAAAGUUUCGCGUAUCCCGCUCGCCUUUUAUUAUAUGUUAGUAUCACAAAAACUGUUAUUUCUGAUACAUAUCUCUUGUGUACUUUCGUAUUUGGCUGUGCAUUUAAAAUGACCUACCUCAGAGACCCCUACAGAAUACAGUGGACAGAAUACAGGAUAGUCGCCACACCUCCACUAUGGAGGCAUAGAGUGUACAAACCCUUAAGUCUGUAUUACGAUUAUUACUAUCCAAUUAGGUCAAUAUUCUCUGCAUCUUCAUAUUGGCCCAGGUAUCUGCCAAUCACGUCAUUCCGAAAUCAAAUUAACGAAGGGCAAGGAUGGAGAUUACAGAAAAUAUUCGACGACGAAACGAGGUUAAUCCGUGCGCAGACGGCGUCUCUCCUAAGACGGAUUCAUGACCCGGUACCGCGAGUGAAGUACACCUGGCCUUGCCCGUGCCCCGCUAAAUAUGUAGACAACGGUUUACCGGCGCGGUUAACAAAUGACUACUACAUUAACAAAAUGCUAACGUCGUCGUCGAUAAAUCCGAACGUGUCGUACACCACGUACUACACGGAACCCAUUAGGAGAUAUAUCGGUUCGGGUCACCUCUCCUGUACCGCCUACUCUGGGGGCAUGCCCUACAGCCGUAGGUCGCAUCUCUUCCUCUAUGAGGAUCCGAUGCGCAACGACAUCCAACUGCUCAGCUUUUACAUCAACAAGUUCAAGCAGGAGAAGGCGAUGAGAGGAGAAGCACCAGCUAUUGAGUCAUCAAAAGUGAAAAAAUCAGAACAGCGCUCAGCGAAAGUCGAAAAACACGAGAGUAUUGACAAAUCCGAAACUACUGACGAGAAGCCAGUAAUCACUGAAGUUUCCGAAUAAACCUGUACUAAUAUCACCCCAUUUCGCCUUAUCUGCUUAUUAUCAUCAUUUCCUUCACCACUUUAUCAAUACAGGCAAUUUACACUUAACAAGAUACACAAUCUUAUCAAGCAUAACUUUACAAUUGAGUAAGUUGUCCUAAUAAUUAACGAACAAUGAAAUCAAAUUUCUUAAGGGUUUUUCAUAUUUUCUAGACCAUAAAAAUAAAAUAUUUGAUUGUAACCAUUUUCGAGUAGGCUUUGCAUGUAACUCAACAUUGACUUUACCUAUACAUACAACCAUGCAAGCAUUCCUAAACUCCAUUUUCCAUAAACGAGGUAUACCUGGUAUGUGAUGCCACAUCCGAUUCAUGUAUUUAUUUUGAAUAUAUUUUUUUUGAAUUCUUUAUCCACGCUAUCGACGCUAUCGUGACAUGAGUGAUUGUACAAAUACAUAAUUCACUGUGUUCAAUAAAAUUUUAUUUUGUUAAUCAA
Messenger RNA from Acanthoscelides obtectus, 1476 nucleotides. The record is from the annotation of a GenBank genome assembly. NCBI's taxonomy places the organism in Eukaryota, Metazoa, Arthropoda, Insecta, Coleoptera, Chrysomelidae.